AUGCUACCUUCAACAUCGUUUGCUCCAUCUACUAGCUCGCAUAAUUUCGUCUCAGAAAGUAUGCAGUCAUCUCAACAAACUACUCCUACAAUUACUGCCACUACUACUACUGCUACAACUACUUCUAGUUUAGUUCAGUUGUUGAAUUCACCGAAAGCUACUCGUUUGUAUCGACCAACACCCAUACAUCCACUUGCUUCAGGGUUAAUUCUCUCAACAGGCACAAAACUAUCUGAAUUAGAAGCUGAUCAUGAAGUACCAUUAGAUCUCAGCCAGCCAGCAACAACACUAGGAACAUCAUCAUCAUCGUCAGCAUCAGUCUCAGCACCAUCACCAUCUGUACGACAGCAGUCUGUAAUCAAAACCCAACGGCAAAAAACAUUUCUGCCAACUUGUGCAAAUCCAAAUUUAGACUCUAACUGGAUUGCAAUCAAAUUUGGUCCCUCAGUAGGACCAAAUCGAAUGUCAUAUCCAAGGGAAUUCAAACUUAUGGUUGUUAAUUAUUAUUAUACUAAUGGACAGAAUAAGUACCGUACCUGCAAAGAAUUUCAAAUAACUAAAUCAAUGCUUAAUGGCUGGCUGCAAAAAAUUGAUAAAAUUCAGCAAUCUAGGCCUGGUUCAUUGAAAUCUGGUCGUAGCGGUCGUAAACCGCAAUUUCCUGACAUUGAAAAACAAUUAUUCCAUCUUUAUCAUGCUCAUUUAGAAAGGGGAAAAAAAGUUGGGAAUCGAUGGAUUCGAGAAACAGCUCGAGAUUUAGCACGACAACAAUGCUCAGAACGAGAAUUAGCAGGUAUGUGUCAGUUUAGCGAACGCUGGUUAAGUAACUUCAAGAAACGCUACAAGAUCAAUUUGAAUCGUGAUUGGUCUUCUGGUAAUAGCAGUUUCGGUUCUAACGAAUCUGUUGGAUCUAGUAGUAGUGCAACUGGAUCCCUACAUCCUUCACCCACUAAAUCUGAUGAAGCAGCAGAAAAUGAAAGUAUGGAUUCUGAUGUAGAUAGCAUUCUGAGUGACAGUUUAGAAACUCUGAUUGAUGUAGAAGAUCAGACAAGUUCUCAAAAUCGAGUACCUACAACAGAAACGUUUCCAACAACACAGGAACAUAUUCAAGAAAUUCUUAAUAAACCGGGUCAAUUACCUAUUCAAGCAUUUUAUGAACGAUUUCCAUGGCUCUGCCGGAAAAAUCAUGUAGGUGCAGAACCAGGUCGUAGAGGUCGUAAAGUACAAUUUCCAGGUGUAGAAAAAGUUUUAUUUGAAAGAUUGCAACAACAGCAGUCGAAAGGAGAACGUAUUUCUAAUCGUUGGCUUCAGCAGCAAGCUCGUGAAUUAGCACUACAAAUUUGUCCUGAAGUAUUAAAAGAAGCAACAAAAUCCGCUCGAUGCUUAUUCUCUGAGCAUUGGUUGCAUAAUUUUAAGAAGCGAUAUGGAGUAACAUUAAAGCAAAAUAAUGGUAAUAGAAAUUUAUCAAAUGCUCCAAGUAAUGUAACUUCAGGAAUUACUUCUUCAGCUUACGCACUUCAGUAUGAUUCUUCUCCUACAUCAUCAUCUGAUUUAUCACUAUCUAAUACAGCAAAGUCAGCUACGGAUUUAACUACAGUUUUGCAUUUACAAAAUUGGUUUCUUACAAAAUAUUACGGUCAAGAACAAGGAACUAAUACAUCAGCUACACAAUUGGAUGGAUUGGUAUCCACUUCAGCUCAUCCUGUGUGGUAUCCAACACCUUUGACGCAAUGUUUGCUUUAA
Thelazia callipaeda (thelaziosis nematode) is the source of this 1740-nucleotide messenger RNA. NCBI's taxonomy places the organism in Eukaryota, Metazoa, Nematoda, Chromadorea, Rhabditida, Thelaziidae. The record is from the annotation of a GenBank genome assembly.